CUCUCUCUCUCUCUCUCUCUCUCUCUGUGUGUGUGUGUGUGUGUGUGUGUGUGUGUGUGUGUGUGUGUGUGUUGAGGGGUGGUUUCAAGAUGGGGUUUCUCUGUGUUGUUAUCUGGAACUUGCUUCGUAGAUCAGGAUGGCUUCAAACUCACAGAAAUCCAUCUGCCUCUGCCCCUGCCUCCUCUGCCUCUACCUCUUCUGCCUCUACCUCCUCUGCCUCUGCCUCUGCCUCUGCUGCACUAAGCAGUUCUAUGUGUGUGUGAUUCACUUGCAGGUUUUCGUGGGUGGCUUUGGCCUGUUGACAGAAGGAUUUUAUCUGUGUGUUCCAGCUUUGUGUGCUGGGGUUUCAGAAGAGAGGCCUUGUCUUUUUAUCUGUCUACCUCUACGGUUUAAAUGUUUAUGUGAACAGAAGGAAAAGUGGCAGUAGCUGUUAUAGGAGCAGUAGCUCUGAAGAGUAAGCUUGGGAGAGGUGUGACUAGUGAAGGAAAAACAAACACCUUGCUCCACACCCCACCCCUGCUGAUGGCCAGCCUGGCUGGGAGGGGCGGAGCUGGAGAGUGUCCUGGAAAAAGGUGUGUGUGUAGGGGGGGUGGUGGAGGAGGCUGCAGUUUAGGCCUCAGUGCCCGCCUACCAGCCCGCACCCUACCUGAGGUUGUAGUUCAGUCACUGCCUAGGGCUAAAUCCCCUACACCACCAUGGACAGGCCUGAAUCGCGGUGCCCUCCACAGGGCUCCCUGCGGCUAUUGGUCCUGACAUGCCUCCUGAUCCUGACUGCUGUUCUGACAUAUCCCAUGCUCAGGACCUUUAGCCUCCGGCUCCACUCCUCCAUCACUGGGAGCUAUAUCUCUGGAUCUUAUUCCAUCGUUUUUGUCAACUGUCCCAAUGAGCAAAUUGCCCGAGACAUCGCCAGGGCCAUCCUGGAUAAGAAGAUGGCUUCGUCUGUGAACAUCUUGCCUAAGACCUCUUCUCUGUACUUUUGGAAAGGAGAAAUAGAAGAAGGCACUGAGGUCUCGUUGCUAAUAAAGACAAAGACUUCCAAAGUCUCCAGGCUGUUUGCCUAUAUGAGGUUGGCGCACCCUUUUGAAAUCCCAGAGGCCUUCAGUAUUCCUAUGGACCAAGGAGAUGCUCGCUAUUUACAAUGGCUUGAAGAGGGCAUGAAGGAGAACUAAAGAAAGAGCCGUAUUGUGCAGGCUUCUGGCCCUAGCCUUUGUUGACUCGGCUCUGGGCAAAAGCAGGCCACCUUCUGCCUCCCACUGAGUGUUCCUAACAGCAGACAAGUUCUAGCUGACCUGUGCGUGCUGAAUGGAGGCUGAGAAUUUCAAGGCUGGAAGUGAAGGCCAAUCAGGCCUGCAAGAACCAAGCAGAACCAGUUUCUGAGUGUGUGUGUGUGUGUGUGUGUGUGUGUGUGUGUGUGUUUGCAGGUGGCCCGAGGGUGUGUGGGUAAGAAUGAGGGACUGAGGGAAGGCUGCAAUGUUGUCGAGGUUUCUCCUCUUGCGGGCUCUGGGCUGACGAUAAAGUACCUAGGGUGUAAUUGUUCCUGUUUCUUGUGGGGAUGGGUGACCUUGGUCAUCUAGGUGUGUGUGGGAGAGCUACCUUCUAAGGCAGUUGAUAUGGGCUCUAUUCAAAACAAUGAAUAGUCCUGUUGGAUUCAGGGGUCAGCAGAAUUAAUCAGUGCUCCUGAAUCUUGCAGAGGUGAGGCUGGGAUAGGGGCGCUUGAGCCUAUGCAGACUGGGGGGAUGUUAAGACUUACUGGGAGUAAGUCUUGACUUUUUUUUUUUAAACUGGAUUUAAUAAAUACAAAUAUCCUGGAGAUGUAGGUUCUGAGCCCUGGGAACCUGCUGGGCCAGUGUGUUUUGGAUCUGCUAGACAGAGCUUCUGGGGUUGACAGAGGAACCCCUAAACUUCUCAAGGAAUGUGGCCACCACCCACAUCCCAAGUGAAGCUGCCAGAAGUCUGUAAAUCACUGUUGUGAUUUUCCCCACUGUAUGCAUUAUCACAAAAAAGUGCAUUUCAUGGAAUUCCAUAAAGAGGGGGACAUAUUGAAUUACAGUCUAGCCAUGGUUUUGCCUACCACGCUGAGGCAUAAAACACUCUAGUAUUUUCUACACUGGUCCCAGGCAUCUCUGAAGAGAAGAGGGAAGGUGCGGGAUGCUGAGCCCAAGGCUGUGUAAAGGGAGAGUUUAAACAAACCCCAUUCAUGAAUCCUAACAAUGGGCAGACCACAGGUAGUUGGGAUACAGACAGCCAUUAUGUUCUAGUCUCUUCUAUGACAGUAGGGGGAGGGGUUACAUAAGCCAAAUAGAACCACAUUCCAGUUCUAAUAGCUGCUGUGUGUCUCCCACCUCGAUGCCCUCAAAUACUAGAUGGUGAAGGGUCUUAAGGGCCCAUCAGAUCAGCUGAGGUCCUUCCAAAGGGCCAGAGAACACCACUGGUGGUUUUGAGGGCUGAGGAAUGGAGAAGCCCUUAGUCUUAAAAUACCAGUUUCUGAGGUAUAUAAGUCUUGAAAACCCUACUUAAAAUGACCCCAGCUGGACCAUGUUGCUUUGUGGAGAAAGUCCAGUUUCUAGGUCUUCCUUUCAGAACCCCCAUCUCAAGUGUCCCCCUCUGUGGCAGAUGGGUGACUCUGCCCUCCACUGUCCCUGUGCUCAUUAAGUCCCCUCUAUCUUUGAACUAUUUAGGAAGCUUCCAAUCUUUUUUUAAAAAAAGAUUUAUUUAUUUAUUUUUAUUUAUACGAGUACACCAUAGCUGUCUUCAGACACUCCAGAAGAGGGCAUCAGAUCUCAUUACAGAUGGUUGUGAACCACCAUGUGGUUGCUGGGAAUUGAACUCAGGACCUCUGGCAGAGCAGUCAGUGCUCUUAACCGCUUAGCGCCAGUCCUCCCCUCCCCUUUUUUAGGAAUCUUCUUAUCAUUAUUCUUGCUAAGUUAGGCUUAUUUGUAUCCCCAUUUUGCUGGUGAAAUCUAAGGCCAGAAGGCACGAGCCACCUGAGGGGAAUGUGGGGAUGUGGACCGGAGUCCGAUUCUAAACCUAGCAUCCUUCUGCUUUUUAUUCAAAGCGGCUGGUCAGUUCCCCACAGACGCCUGCCAGUCAGCCUGACGCUUGCACAUCCAUUGCGGUGUUUCUUCCUUACCACGGAUCUGGAAGGUGGAACCCACUCCAUGGAGGAAGGGGGAGUAGCAUUUAGUGACCUGCCACUGUCCUACCUUGUCCUCCCAGAAUGCAGCUGUGGAAGACACUGAUAGGUCCCAAACUCGUUUGCACAUGGGAAUUCCUUCCUAGCAUUUCUUAGAAUUUCCAGAAUCUCUCUAAA
Apodemus sylvaticus (European woodmouse) is the source of this 3310-nucleotide messenger RNA. RefSeq names its product protein CutA homolog. The record is from RefSeq and is a predicted model, not a curated record. Gene Ontology annotation, molecular function: copper ion binding. The coding region runs from base 696 to 1169 and encodes 157 amino acids. NCBI's taxonomy places the organism in Eukaryota, Metazoa, Chordata, Mammalia, Rodentia, Muridae. The transcript is spliced from 6 exons. Gene Ontology annotation, biological process: response to metal ion.